This is a messenger RNA of Mizuhopecten yessoensis (Yesso scallop), 4551 nucleotides long. Its product is annotated as DNA annealing helicase and endonuclease ZRANB3-like. Gene Ontology annotation, molecular function: ATP-dependent chromatin remodeler activity; ATP binding; endonuclease activity. The record is from RefSeq and is a predicted model, not a curated record. NCBI's taxonomy places the organism in Eukaryota, Metazoa, Mollusca, Bivalvia, Pectinida, Pectinidae. Bases 8 to 4423 code for a protein of 1471 amino acids. The transcript is spliced from 21 exons. Gene Ontology annotation, cellular component: nuclear replication fork. Gene Ontology annotation, biological process: replication fork processing; DNA repair.
UUGAAAAAUGGCGGGGAAGCGACGGAACAGUCACGAUGAACAAGUGCUGUCCUCGCUCCCAACGAAACUAUGUAGUCGUCUUAUGGAUUUUCAAAAAGAAGGUGUCUGUUUUGCAGUUAAGAAGAAUGGAAGAUGCUUGAUUGCAGAUGAGAUGGGACUUGGUAAAACCUUGCAGGCUAUUUCUGUGGCAUACUUCUACAGGAAAGAGUGGCCAUUGUUGAUCAUUGUGCCGUCCUCCCUGAAGUUUGUGUGGGUGGAGGAGAUAGAGAAAUGGCUACCUGAUGUCCAGCCAAAGGACAUCUACCUCAUACAGACAGGUAACGAUGCUAGUGGAUUUGCUGAAGCCAAGAUCUCCAUUGCUACUUUCGGAUUGCUGUGCAAGUCAACCAGUAAAAUACUUCAUGAAGCCCUAACCAAUCAGAAGUUUGAGGUUGUAAUUGUUGACGAAUCACACUCCAUACGUAAUACCAAGACAUCCUCCUGUAAGGCUAUAGUUCCACUGGUCAAGUCAGCCAACCGGCGCAUUCUGUUGUCAGGAACGCCAUCCCUGGCCAGGCCUGUGGAGUUGUUCCCUCAAAUUGAUGCCCUUUGUCCAGGAAAGUUUGGCACAUGGUGGAACUUUACAGCCAAAUACUGUGAUGCAAAAACAGAGAUGUUUGGUCGGGUUAGACGUCGACGUGUUGAUGGGGCUAGUAACUUGGAGGAGCUGGCACAGCGUCUUUCCAGUAUGCUGAUGAUCCGCAGACUCAAAAGUGAUGUCCUCACCCAGCUGCCUCCCAAACAGAGACAACGUGUUCUAUUUCAGCUGAAAGACUCAGAGAUAAAAACUGAGAUAAAGACAACUUUUGGUGAGCUAAGGCCCCUAUUGACCAAGGGUAAAGACAAGGUUGACAUGAUGAAUGCCAUGCAGCAAGAAGGGAAGGGAGGUCACUCUACUAAUAUCCUUAUACAGAAACUAUACCGAUUGAGUGGAGAGGCAAAGAUAGGACCAGCCCGUGAUUAUGUGGAGAUGCUGUGUGAGAAUGAAAACCUUAAGUUCCUUGUGUUUGCUUACCACCAUAGUAUGAUGAAUGGGUUACAGCAAUCUCUGUACAACAAAAAGGUCAAGUUCAUUAGGAUAGAUGGUGAGACACCGCCCUCAGACAGACAGAUGUAUGUUCGGCAGUUUCAGUCAGACCCAGACACCAAGGUUGCUGUACUAAGUAUCCUGGCUGCAGGUGUUGGCCUGACCUUCACUGCAGCUAGCCUUGUUGUCUUUGCUGAGAUGUACUGGACGCCCGGUAUGAUGAUUCAGUGUGAGGAUCGUGCACACCGUAUCGGUCAGACAGCCUGUGUGUCCAUUCACUAUCUGGUUGCCAAGGAGACCAUGGAUGAGUGGGUCUGGUCAGCUGUAUGUAAGAAGACAAUUGUAACAACCACCACACUGAAUGGUAAGAAACAGGAGCUGGCUGCUGACAAGGGAAGUCGCUACCAGAUUGACAUUCUCUCUAACGCCGAUGCUGUCCUCCCUCAGCCCACCAAGGAUGUCGACCUGUCUGGCAUGUUUGUGUCACAGCAGCCUAAAGACCAAACAUCUAUUUUGGAUUUCGUUUCAUCUGGUAAAAAGAGAAAAAAAUCCGGCCCAGAUGGGAACUGCAAACGCAAGAAAAGGGUGGCUAGCACAGCCAGUACUGGUGUGAUAGAUCUUGUGGAGGAGGAUGACAUGUCUGUUGUAGAGGAGGAUGAUGAGUCUGUGAUAGAGGAGGAUGAGUCUGUGAUAGAGGAGGAUGAGUUUGUCGUAGAUGACGAUGAGUUGGGAGUUGAGAAGGAUGACAAUCUCUCUGAUGAUUGUUUACACGACAUCAGUCUACAUCGUCCAGGAAAAGGUGAUAAAAAUUCACAUAAACAAUCUAGUGUCAAAAGGUCAAGUGUUGAUGCUAGAAAAGAAGCAGGUGACCAUGACAAUUCAAAUAAAACCGCAACAAGUCGUGUCAGGAGACUUCAUAAUGUGGACAAUACUUGUUUAUCAAUAAAAGAUGCAGAGGAUGAUGAUGAUGAUUUCAUUCAUACACCUGGAAGCAAAGGAACUAGAAGAACUGUUGGGAAAACUGGAAAUGAAAGGAAAACUGUUUCCACAUCAAAAAAAGCAAAAAGAGACAGUAAACCCAUUAACAAACUUCGAAGAAAGUUGAGUCUGUCUCAGACGACCACUAAUUCCACAAGAACAUCAGAUGCAAGCAAAGCUGUUAUGUGGAGUUGUUCAGUGUGUACUUUCCUUAACCAUGAUGAUCUGCCAUACUGUGAAAUGUGCAAUGAGGCGAAGACAAAAGCUGUGGUGACACCUCAACAAGGCAAUAUACAGAGCAAUAGAGCAAAUGAUCCCUCAUCUCAUACAAAGUCUAAAGAGAUUCACAGCCAUUGCGGUUUACAGGGUCAUACAGAGUCAAAUGAAGCCCUUGACACAUGUGGUGUACAGAAUCUUGCAAAGUCAAGUGAAACUGUUGGUUCUUGUAUUGCAGAAAAUAUUAUACAUUCAAGGGAGAUUGGGAGCACAAACAGCAACCUGAAUGAUCUGCAGUGCAAAGGGGAGACAACCCUCAAGUCAAGUGCCAGUGGGACUAACCAGAGUGUCAGUCAGUGUAAGCAGCGUGAGGAAUCUAGUUUAGAUACACAGUGUGACAGGUCUAAUCUGAAUUUACAUUGUAACAAAUUUAGUCACACUGACCAGUGUGAAAAACUUAGUGCAAGUAAUCAGUGUGACAAAUCUAGUCUAUUAGAGGUGACCUUCACACCUAAGACAAGGACAGUGGGUGACCCUGAAGAUGUGACCUUGGAAGUGACUAGUCAUGAUGGCAGUGAGUCCUUGUUUUCUGAUGAUACACAAAGUAUAAAUGAUAUCACUUCUUACGACUCUGACACCCAUAUAGAAGAGGAUGGUGAGGACACCAUCUGUGAUAACGAUGACAGUGACCUUGAAAUUGGUUCUCAAUUUGAUCUUAAUUUUGAAUCACAAUUUGAUUUUGACAAUGAACCUCACGUUGGUGAUGAUAUUGAAUCUCACAAUGACCAAAAUGUAGCAACUGAUAACAAUUUAAAUGCUCAAACAUUAAAAGAGAAAUCACGAUGGAAGAAGGAUGAUGGGGAAGAAGAAGGUGAGAAAGAGGUAGAACAUAUAGAGGAUGUGAUGGAGGACAUAUUUGAGGACGACUGGGAGGAGGAAGUUUUGUCACAGUACAACUCUGAAGGUAUAAAUCCUGACGGACCUGCAAAAGUUUAUGUAGGCCUUGAAAGGCUUGGUCAAGGCUCACAUGAAAGCAGCAUCAGAUUACCAGAGAAUCCAAACCAAGGUACUUGUCCACAGGCCAAUGUGCGAGUGGUAGACUUGGACACUGUGACCGUCCACAAAUGUCUGAUGUACUGUUGCAGUAGAUAUACAGGACGUGUGUAUCUGUUUGACUGGGAGGGUAAUUCUCUGGAAGCCAAUUUCCUGCCUUUGGAUGUAGAACUAGGUAACCAGGAUGCCUUGCCUGAUCUUCUGCUCCACCCCGACAAUCUCAGACUGGUGGAGAGAUUCGUCAGAGAGUGGAACAGCCUUUCUGAAACCAAGCGCCGACUGAUCAUGAAGAGUGGCAUCCAGUUUAUAAGUCCACUGAGAGCAUACGAGGAUCUGCGUAGUGGGAAGACUAACUGCUCUCAGCGACACAUUAGCAAGGAAGACAUAGCAUCCAAAGCCAUUACCAAGGCACAGGAGGUGAAGGGGUCAACGAGGGUCAUUAGGAAACCUCAGGUGAAAGGUCAAAUUUCAGUCAAAUGUGAUGAGGUAACAUCAGCAACAGGUGCCCAGUCACACGGUGUGGUACAGGCUAUGAGUGAGGAUGGCACUCCUCUGUGCCUUCACUGCUACACACCAUAUACAAAUAAACUGUUGGGGCGCGAUUCCAUAACUAAUGCAGAGCAUGCCUGGACAACACGCUUCUGUUCACGUUCCUGCAUGGACUCCUACUGGAUGAAGACAAACUCCAAGUAUGGUCGUGACCGGGUAUAUGAAGCAGAACAUGGCUGCUGUCAAAUUUGUGGCUUUGAAGCACAUGCAUUCUUUAGACAGAUCAGAGAUAAUCCGGACUUGAAGCAGAGAGCAGAGCUGAUCAAUGGGAGCAAGUUUUGUGUUCUGACAUCAAGGCAGCGAGAACAGAUGGUGAAGCAUCCAGCUGCUGGCCAGUUUUGGCAUGCUGACCACAUUAGGCCUGUAUGGGAAGGUGGAGGAGAAUGUGACAUUGACAACCUCCGUACCCUAUGUGUACUGUGUCACCAGAAAGUCACUGCAGCACAGGCCAAGAAACGUGCACACAUCAGGAAGCUUGGCCCAGGAACAGGGGAUAUCUCAAUGUUCUUCAGACCUGUGAACUUCAAAAGCUCUCUAGGACAACAGGGGACAAAGUUAUGAUGUGUAGUGCCAAAAAAGAAAGAUUGUUAUGCGUAAAACAGUAAUAGAGUAAAUGAAUUCUAUCAAACUUGUCCUCGUCAAGUUUAUUUAUAGAAUGUAAUCAACUUGGAUGAUGAAAUAUUGUUAUG